Closterium sp. Naga37s-1 is the source of this 3759-nucleotide messenger RNA. The record is from the annotation of a GenBank genome assembly. Lineage: Eukaryota; Viridiplantae; Streptophyta; Zygnematophyceae; Desmidiales; Closteriaceae.
AUGUCCGCAUUUCCUCCGCCACUCUCGCGCCGCGACGCCGUUGCCACUGAACCUGAAACCUUCCAUCUCUCGCCGAUAGUAGCCAUGCCGCCCGCGACUUCCCCCCGCCGCGCUCCGCGCACCGCCCGCCGUCCGUCCGUCGCGCGUUCUUCCGCGCGCUUCAAGCCGCCCGCCAACCCCACGCGCGCGGCGCUCCUCGUCAUGUUCUUCGCGGCGGCAUCCAUCGCGCGCUUCGCGGAACCAGCGGCGGCGGCGCCGGCGGCGUCGUGGGGUCCCGCGUGCGUGAACGGGUUCCCGAAGCGCGCGCUGUGCCGCUUCGUGGAUGACUUGGCGGCGUCCCCGCUGGUGGAGGUUGACGGCGCGACGGGCAGCGGCGUCACCAUCGGGGUGUUCCAGAAACGCAUCGUGAGUGUAACGCCUGCGGGCCUAUACGACGGGGUGCUCCAUGCUCCACUUCCCUCUCCACAACCCCCCCACUCUUCUCCCCCCCCCCUGGCUUCCCCUCUCUCGUUCUUGCCUUGCCCCUCACCCGCCGUCCCUUCUUACAUCCUCCCCCCCCACCCCUCCGUCCGUGCCGGCGUGCAGAAGUUUCACCCGUGUCCCCCCACUCAUCCGUCUUCCCCCUUCUGCCCCCCACUCCCCUGCUUCCGUCCCUCCCCCAUGCCGCCAUGCACACAUGGCGAUACCGCACGUGGCGGCGGCUGGCAGGUGAAGUGGGAGAACCAUGUGAGCGACCAGCAGCACAUGCUGGGGGUGGACUACUCGCUCUCACACGUCGCCCGCCCCGCCCAAGGCGGCAUCCCCAUCUGUGCGCACCGCUGCCCCACCGCCUGUCAUGCCAUGUCUCUCCUCUCCCCCCUCCUCUCCCCCCUCCUCUCCCACCUCCUCUCCCCCCUCCUCUCCCCCCUCCUCUCCCCCCUCCUCUCCCCCCUCCUCUCCCCCCUCCUCUCCCCCCUCCUCUCCCCCCUCCUCUCCCCCCUCCUCUCCCCUCUCCUCUUCCCAUCUCCACCGCAAUCCUCUCCUUCAUCGAUUUUCCUGCCUGGUCUUCUCCCUGCACUCGUUAGCUCCUUGCACGGAGGCUCCCUCCCAUGCGCGCGGCUCUCCUUGCUUGCCAUUCUUACCCAUGCAUGCGCGCACUGCCUCUCGCGCGCACGGUGCCAUCUCAUGCUUCCAUUCCCACAUGCGCUCGUACGCAACUCCCUGCGGUUGUCUCACUCACCCGAAUCCCCCCACCUGCACGGCUCAGAGUCCCCAAGCCAUUCAGACGGCCACCCGCACGCGUGGUUCUCGCAGCACGGCGACACCGGCUCUGCCUUCUCCUCCGCCACCACCACCUACCCCAACGCCCAACCACCGACUCUCCUCUGGUUCCACGACCACGCCAUGGGAUACACUCGUCUCAACACCGCUGCUGGCAUGGCCGGGCUGUACCUUAUCAGAGACCCGACACGGGUGGAGCAGGCGAUGAGUGGGUGGUUGCCGCAGGGGGAUUUUGAUGUGCCGCUUGUGCUGGCGGAUCGGCGGUUUCGGAAGGACGGGAGUGUGGUGUAUGGCGGAGGGGGGGGUGGAGGGAUGGGCAUGGGCAUGCAGAUGGAGAGCUUCGGCAAUGUGAACGUGGUCAAUGGGAAGGUGAGUCCCGACCCCCCUCCUUGUGCCCUGCCCCCCCUCCCCAUCCCACCGCCUCGUUUUCAUCUUGCCCCCACCCCGACACCUCCACUUACUCCCUCUCUUCCCCCUGUGUGGCGCUGUGGUUGGGGGGCAGGUGUGGCCGCCGUACAUGACCAUGAAGCCUCACCUGUACCGUCUGUGCCUUCUGAAGCGCCUCAAACACCCCCCGCUCACCAACAUCACACCACCUCCCCCAACUCCCCCACCCGUCCUAUGUUGCUCUGGCAGGUGUGGCCGUACAUGGCAGUGAAGCCCCGCCGGUACCGUCUGCGCCUGCUGGGGGCGGCCAACUCGCGCGUGUACCGCCUGCAAUUCCAGUGCGCCGCCCAGAAGGACUACCCGCACCUCGUGCCGCCCCUGGACGGCCCCACUCUCUCCGUGCUGCAGAUAGCCUCAGACGGUGGGUACCUAGCGGCGCCCGUGCGCCGCUCCUCAAUACUCCUAGCCCCAGGGGAGCGAGCAGACGUGCUUCUCGACCUCUCCUCGCUCCCCUCCUCCUGCCGCCACAUCCUCCUCCUCAACACCGCGCCCGCGCCCUUCCCCGCGGGCGCGGGCGGCAUGGGCGGCAUGAUGGGCGGCCCGAUGGGGCGGGUGGCUCGCGGUGUAGGCAAGGUGGUGGGCGGUACAGGGAGGGCGGUGGGGAGGACAGUGCGGAAGGUGACAGGGCGGAAGAAGGUGGUAACAGCAAAGAAGGCCGUGGGGACGGUGAUGCUGUUCAAGGUGGUUCAGGAGGCUGCUGUGGCUCCGCCCGCUCUGCCGGCCACACUUCAGGUGUGUGGGAAUGUGGGCUCUAGGCUUAAGAUUCUUCUCAUCACCCCUCACGUCCCUCCACCUCCCACCUGUUCACCUCAUUUCGUUGAAGCAUGUUGCAGCUGUUUCCUCUUAAUCAUGUAUCCCCCUUCCAUUCCCUUUCCUUUGCUCACCAUCUCCCUUGUUCAACCUCUUCCUCUCCUGCUCCCAAUCCUGUACCUUGAUCUCUUCUUCCCAUUCCCUCUUCCUUCCCCCCUUGCCUCUUCCCUGCUAUGCCUCACUUUCCUCGUUUACGUUCCUAUUUAUAGACCAUAUCCCAUCUUCAUCACUUACCCCCUCGCCUCAUCCUGCCCACAGGCCAUACCCCCCAUCGACCUCUCGCAAGUGUCUCGGGUGCGCUACCUCACUAUCUCCGGCAUGACGAUGAGCGGUAUGGGCGGAGGCAUGGGCGGGGGCAUGGGCGGGAGAAUGGGCGGCAGGGGGAGAAGAGUGCGGAGGCGAGGGAGGGGCAUGGGGGAGCUGUGGGGCAUGUGGGAAGACAUGAGCAGCAACAUCUCUGCAACCUCCCAUGCUGUGCAGAGGAGCGCCAUCAGGGGGCGCAUGGGGAUGGGCAUGGGGGGCGGUGGGAUGGGAGGGGGUGGUGGAGGAGGCAUGGGGGGCGGGGGGACGUCAAUGAUGCGAUUCACGAUCGACGGCAAGGGCUUCAUGGAUACUGCCACAGAGGUGGCUGCAGAAGGAGCGUCAGAGUUAUGGCACAUAGUGAACACAGGCUCGCACGCGCACCCCAUUCACAUCCACCUGGUGCAGCACCGCCCCAUCUCCCGCCGCCCCUUCAACGCCGCGGGUUUCCUCAAGGGCUCGUGUGCGCUGAGCGGCGGCAGCAGCAAGCCGAGCUGCUACACCGGGGGUGCGGAGGCGGUGGGGGCGUGGGAGAGCGGGUGGAAGGAUACGACGCUCGCGCUGCCUGGGCAAGUGCUGAAGCUGUUUGUGAGGUUCACUGCUCAGGAUGGGUCGGCGUUUCCGUUUGACGCGACAGCGGGUCCGGGCGCCCACUCCCCUCAAGCACCCCCCCUUAGCGAACCGUCGUGGCCCUCCCGCCGUCGCGGCCCCAUGGUCGCCCAGCCACGCCUGCCGCCGCGCAUGUCGCUCGCCUGCCCCUCGCUUGCCACGCGCCUACCACAUGCUCGCCGCACUUGCCAUGCGCCUGCCGCCACACCUUCCACACACCUACCCCUCACCUGCUGCACGCCUGCCGCGGCGCCUACCGCGUGCCUGCCUCGCGCCUGCCACCACUCCUGCCUCUCGCCUGCUGCCGCGCCUGCCAACCGCUUGUUGGGCUGA